Messenger RNA from Oncorhynchus tshawytscha (Chinook salmon), 399 nucleotides. RefSeq names its product triple functional domain protein-like. NCBI's taxonomy places the organism in Eukaryota, Metazoa, Chordata, Actinopteri, Salmoniformes, Salmonidae. The annotation marks the transcript as partial. The transcript has 4 exons. The record is from RefSeq and is a predicted model, not a curated record.
AUGGGAGCUGUGUGCAGUGUGUUGGAGAGCCUGGAGCAGGAGUAUAAGAGGGAAGAGGACUGGUGUGGGGGGGCUGAUAAACUGGGUCCUAACUGUGAGUCAGACCACGUCACCCCCAUGAUCAGCAAACACCUGGAACAGAAAGAGGCCUUCCUCAAGGCAUGUACCCUGGCCAGACGUAAUGCUGAUGUGUUCCUGAAGUACAUGCACAGGAACAGUGUUAACAUGCCUGGGAUGCUCAGCCAUGUCAAAGCACCGGAACAACAGGUCAAGAACAUCCUGAAUGAGUUGUUACAGAGAGAGAACCGUGUUCUCCACUUCUGGACCAUGAGGAGACGACGGUUGGACCAGUGUCAGCAAUACGUGGUGUUUGAACGCAGUGCCAAACAGGUACACACA